Messenger RNA from Saccharomyces kudriavzevii IFO 1802, 912 nucleotides. RefSeq names its product TOR complex subunit LST8 (gene LST8). Gene Ontology annotation, cellular component: TORC2 complex; TORC1 complex. Gene Ontology annotation, molecular function: protein binding. NCBI's taxonomy places the organism in Eukaryota, Fungi, Ascomycota, Saccharomycetes, Saccharomycetales, Saccharomycetaceae. The coding region runs from base 1 to 912 and encodes 303 amino acids. Gene Ontology annotation, biological process: TOR signaling; regulation of actin cytoskeleton organization. The transcript has a single exon. The record is from RefSeq and is a predicted model, not a curated record.
AUGUCCGUUAUCUUAGUGUCUGCUGGUUACGACCAUACGAUAAGAUUUUGGGAAGCUCUUACCGGGGUUUGUUCAAGGACAAUUCAGCAUUCCGACUCGCAGGUCAAUCGGCUAGAAAUUACCAACGAUAAAAAGCUUCUAGCCACAGCAGGUCAUCAGAACGUACGGCUUUAUGAUAUUCGGACGACAAAUCCCAAUCCCGUAGCAUCUUUUGAAGGUCAUCGAGGGAACGUUACCUCCGUGUCUUUUCAACAGGACAAUAGAUGGAUGGUGACAUCUAGUGAAGAUGGGACAAUCAAGGUGUGGGACGUGCGUUCUCCAUCCAUUCCCAGAAAUUAUAAACAUAACGCGCCGGUAAAUGAGGUGGUGAUACAUCCUAACCAAGGCGAGUUAAUAUCUUGCGAUAGAGAUGGUAAUAUAAGGAUUUGGGACUUGGGGGAAAAUCAGUGCACCCAUCAAUUGACGCCCGAGGACGACACUUCCCUUCAGUCUCUAUCAAUGGCAAGCGAUGGCUCGAUGCUGGCCGCAGCAAACAGUAAAGGUAAUUGCUACGUAUGGGAAAUGCCAAAUCGUACUGAUGCAUCUCACCUCAAGCCGGUGACUAAAUUUAGGGCACAUUCUACCUACAUAACUAGAAUUUUAUUAUCAUCCGAUGUGAAACAUUUGGCGACGUGUUCAGCGGAUCACACGGCUCGUGUGUGGUCCAUUGAUGAUGAUUUUAAAUUAGAAACGACAUUAGAUGGCCAUCAAAGAUGGGUUUGGGAUUGCGCAUUCAGUGCUGACAGUGCGUAUUUAGUAACGGCAUCUUCUGAUCAUUAUGUUAGGUUAUGGGAUUUAUCAACAAGAGAAAUUGUCAGACAGUAUGGUGGACACCACAAGGGGGCCGUGUGUGUAGCAUUGAACGACGUAUAG